This is a messenger RNA of Paramisgurnus dabryanus, 2678 nucleotides long. It is a transcript of the gene drd2a, whose product is annotated as dopamine receptor D2a. Gene Ontology annotation, biological process: negative regulation of synaptic transmission, glutamatergic; negative regulation of voltage-gated calcium channel activity; negative regulation of cytosolic calcium ion concentration. NCBI's taxonomy places the organism in Eukaryota, Metazoa, Chordata, Actinopteri, Cypriniformes, Cobitidae. Gene Ontology annotation, molecular function: G protein-coupled receptor activity; dopamine neurotransmitter receptor activity, coupled via Gi/Go. The record is from RefSeq and is a predicted model, not a curated record. Gene Ontology annotation, cellular component: plasma membrane; glutamatergic synapse; presynaptic membrane.
UACCGUGUGCGUAAAGCGCGCGCUCGGAUGCUGCGCUCACACGCGCGUCUCGCGCACUCAGCUUUGGAGCGAACUGGAUACGCGUGCUCCCGCAAACUGUAGUUCAACACAACACAACACAUAACCGUGAAAACAUAUUUUUACCUUUUGGUUAACCAGAAACAUGAGAUGUCUUCGUGGAAGUAGCUGUGUCUGCCGCUUUACAUCUGACCUCAGUCAGAGAGAGGAGGAAUACAGUUACGUUUGUUUGGAUGGACACGUGUGGAAGGACAAGUGUGGAUUUAAAAUAUAAGAUAUUGGACACCUCCGCUCUUUGAAUGAAAGUUGCGGUUUAAAGGGCCGCUGCUUGGCUUCAGGCAUCUCCAUCUGAUGGACGUCUUCACGCAGUAUGCCUACAAUGAGAGCUUCUUUGAAAAUGUAUCGAAAGACUUUAAUGCCACAGGGCAAGGGGGGAGGCACCAGUAUAAUUAUUACGCAAUGCUUCUCACGCUCCUCAUUUUCGUCAUCGUCUUUGGCAACGUGCUGGUAUGUAUGGCAGUCUCCAGGGAGAAAGCCCUGCAGACAACCACCAACUACCUGAUCGUAAGCCUGGCCGUGGCUGACCUGCUAGUGGCGACACUUGUAAUGCCGUGGGUGGUUUACCUCGAGGUGGUGGGAGAGUGGCGGUUCAGCACAAUCCAUUGUGACAUCUUUGUCACCCUGGACGUGAUGAUGUGUACAGCGAGCAUACUCAAUCUGUGUGCCAUCAGUAUUGACAGGUACACAGCUGUGGCCAUGCCGAUGUUAUACAACACACGCUACAGCUCCAAAAGGAGGGUCACAGUUAUGAUCUCUGUAGUGUGGAUUUUGUCUUUUGCUAUAUCAUGUCCACUGCUCUUUGGACUUAAUAAUACUGUAACCCAUGACGAUGCCCUGUGUGUGAUUGCCAACCCUGCCUUUGUAGUGUACUCCUCCAUUGUUUCCUUCUAUGUACCCUUCAUCAUUACCCUACUAGUAUACGUACAGAUCUACGUUGUACUCCGUAAGCGACGGAAACGUGUGAACACCAAGCACACAUGCCCUGUUUCAGACAUGGAGAUGAACUCCACUAUAAAGAAAUGCACCCACCCUGAUGAUGUGAAGCUGUGCACUGUGAUUGUCAAGUCCAGUGGGAAUUUUCCCGUGAACAACAAAAAUGUGAUUUUCAUAAAGGAGGUAGUAAACAAUGCGGAUGACAUCCAAAUGGAUGAAAUCACUGACUUAAACCCCCAGAGACAGAGAAAGCAGGAUCAGUCUGGGACAAGUCAAGAACACAGCAGGCUGGUUAACACUAAUCUAAGAGAGACUGACAUAUCACCCCCAUCGCCUAAAGCUGCUGUCAAAUCCGAAAGAAACGGAAACACCGGCAAUACUACAAAAGUGGUCAAAGCGUUUGAGAUCCAGGUCUCGCCCAACGGCAAAACGCAGGCGUCGGUAAAGUCUCUUAACAAACGCAAGAUCUCUCAACAAAAGGAGAAGAAAGCUACUCAGAUGUUAGCUAUUGUCCUUGGGGUGUUCAUCAUCUGCUGGCUGCCCUUCUUCAUCACACACAUCGUGAACACGUACUGUCAGGUCCCUCCUGAACUCUACACCGCCUUUACGUGGUUGGGCUACGUGAACAGUGCUGUAAAUCCAAUCAUAUACACCACGUUCAACAUCGAGUUUCGAAAAGCUUUCAUUAAGAUUCUUCAUUGUUGAGCAGGACUCCAUUCAUAGGAACAAAAGAUAAGGAAACGAUACCUCGUAAACAGCGGAUGCACUUUAUGUAACGGAUCAAAAUGAAAUGGUGGUUUAUGGUCUUGUGGAUACAUCAGUUACAUUUCAGUGGCUUAAAGAAUGUAUAUAGUUUGUAUUACAAAAAUUAUUUUGUUGUCAGAUCAUUGCACAAAAAGCUAAAGAAAAUGCAUAUAAAACAAAGCAAACAAUACAAUAAACCUCUUAGCAGUAUCGACUGCUCAGACUUUUUUUUAAGUGAUGCCUUUCCAUUAUUAUUGAUUUUUUUCUCAAUUUCAUUAUUUGCCCAGAACUGUACUGUAAUUGGGUAAAACAGCAUUUUAAAUCAUGAUACUAUCAUACUGUGAUACGAGUGGCUUCUGGUAGUAUUUAAUAGACCAUGCAUUGCAUGAGAGUUGUAUUUUUUUCUGUUGAAAAACUUGGUCAGUAAUGUCUGCAACUUUAUGUUUCAUUUUAUAAUGUUCACAUAGCAGCUAACUGCAGCAUUCGAUUGUAAUUUUCAUAUAUCAUAAAAGCAUUUGUUCUACAUUAACAACAAUGUGCAUAAAAACCAUUUGAAGAGAAAAAACAAAACCAUUUCUGAUGACGUGACUUGCAAACAAAAUAGCAUCGACUGUUGUUUGUCAACCUUCUCAGGAAAAAUCCGGCAUAUUGAUUCCCUGUUUAGGCCUUGACGAAGCAAACAAAAUACUUGAGACGCUGAAAGAAUAUGAACAUUCUGCUCACGUCCAUGAGGAGUUGUGGUGAAGACGAUCGAAAACUUCAUCCGAAAUAAAAUUCGGAUGCAAAAUAAAUUGUUAGCAAAACAGUAAAUUGUGUAAUUGAACUUCCUUUUCACUACUGUUUAAAUUGCAUUUCAUGCUUUAUAUGGCACACAUUGAAUGUGAUGAGCCUGCAAUGUAAUGCAUGUUAUGUCCAUAUGUCGC